This is a messenger RNA of Varroa destructor (honeybee mite), 1807 nucleotides long. Its product is annotated as protein canopy 4-like. Lineage: Eukaryota; Metazoa; Arthropoda; Arachnida; Mesostigmata; Varroidae. Gene Ontology annotation, biological process: subtelomeric heterochromatin formation. Gene Ontology annotation, cellular component: nucleus. Gene Ontology annotation, molecular function: histone acetyltransferase activity; histone binding. The record is from RefSeq and is a predicted model, not a curated record.
CAAACCGCUGAUCAGAAUUAUUAGGCACUUUAUAAGUAACAAGGCGAACGAUUGGCUAGAGCUCUGGAAAAGCUACGCAUCAAGUUUCUAUGACCAUGAGCUGCUUUCGCGCCAAUGCACAGGUUUCCGAAAGGCUAGGUGUUUGUGGAAUUGUGAACUGCUGCCGACGACAAUAGGUUCGAAAACUGAAUGAAUCGAAGCUCGAUUCGUUCCGCGCAAGUAAUACUACUCACUUUGACGUAUAGUCAGCUGCCUUUAACAUUCACAGGCAAUAUUUUUAAUUCCAAGAUUGAAUUGCACUCAAUUUCAGCCCUAAAAAUGAACCACGCGGUUCGUAAGGACGUGCUGGAACAGUAUGUCACAAGCGGAAAUGACGCUGUAGAAUUUCGUCUUGUACAUACGGCAGCUGAUCUCAAUAAGGAAGAAGGCACCUUCAACCCGGAAAUGUGCCACCAGUUCUUCGGUGAAGGAGAAGCAAUAUUUGGCUAUAAGGAUCUUAUUAUUCAACUGUACUUUGCUGCUGGUAGUCUAGAAAUCUUUCUUGGACAGAAGUUUUCCGAAAAGAUAUCUCCUGACAAGGCUGAAGACGUAGAAGCUGACGACGUUCUUGGUGUGAUUAGUGAGAAACUGCCCGAAAAUGAUUUUUACACAAAUCUCGAUGUAUUCACCAGCAAGCUGCAGGACGAGCGAAAGUUCAAACCAAUGGGUGAACUCCAGCACCAGUGGAAGCCGGAAAGCAGUGAGGUCACGUACGAAGUUUACCACAAUAUGGUUGCUGACCCGAAAUACCGAAAGUAUCAUAUGCGAAUGGAAUCUUUUGUCAUGUGGUUCGUUGACGGCGCUCAGUACAUCGACACAGAGGAUGAAAAUUGGAAUUCAUUUGUAUUAUACGAGAAACGCCGUGAGGGGGAAAAUACGUGGUACACCUUCUGUGGUUAUUGCACAGUGUACAAGUAUUGGGCGUAUCCCGAUAAGCAGCGCCCUCGGGUCUCACAAAUCCUAAUACUGCCACCUUUCCAAAGGCAAGGUUUGGGUGCCCAGCUCCUUCAAAUGGUCUACAACUACUAUGUAGGCCGGGCUGAUGUCGUUGACAUUACUUUCGAAGAUCCUUCCGAAGAGUUGACAAGGGUUCGGGAUUAUAUCGACGCUAAAAACUGUCAGAGACUUGCUCCAUUUCACGCUGCCAGGCUAGCAAAAGGUUUCAGUGAGGAAAUGCGUGUAGAGGCUCGUGAAAAACUGAAAAUUGGUAAGCGUCAAGCACGACGCGUUUACGAGAUUCUCCGCCUAAAGAACACCCAGCAGAAAAAUGCAGCCGAAUACAAGAAGUACCGGUUGGAUAUUAAGAAUCGUCUAAACGCAACGGCUCGUCAAGAACAGAUCAAUCUUGAAAAGGCAAAGAAAGCGUUCAAGAAAGAGGGCGCCUCGUACGCCGAAUUACACGCGUCUCUCGAUAAUCGAAUAGAAAAGCUCGAUGCUGAAUACAAAGAGCUCGAGGGCGAAUACCUCAAAGUUAUUGAGAGAUUAAACAGAGACUAGAAAUACUACUGCAAUUUCAGGCGUUCUCUCGGUGUGCGCUAUAAAGACUAGACUUACCGACCACAUUCUAACAACAAUAAGGACCUCUAUUAGUCAACGCUAAGAACUUAAUCAGAGUGUCUUUUUUUAAGACAGCUUAAAGAACUCAAUGAUGAUAGCUUAUAUUGUACAUACAAACAAUAGAUAUAAAUGCUUCAUGUUUGACUUUUACUGAAUAAAUAUAUCGUAAAAAUGCAAUUGCUUUUGCACUGUCUGUUUUUCUCGAAAAAGC